ACAUUUUUUUUUGCCUUUUAUUUCCAUAACGUUCUAUGCACAGUUUUCGUUCCCCCAACGUGGACUUCAGAAUCUAUGCUCGAACUUGUGGAGAGAUCUAGAUCAACAGAGCACUCCGCAAUAAGUGAACCUGUUCAAUCUUGGAUGACUUUUAGAACGCUGUAACAUAGUGACGCUAUAUAUAAGUGUGUAUGUUUAUGUCCGUAAGUAGGCAAGGUUUGAUAAAAGAGAAUAUCAAAGAAAAACUUGUUUUCUCACUGGAUAACACGUUUUCUACCUGGAUAACAAGUUUUCUACAUUUGCAUCAAGUUUUCUACUUAGACAUCUAGUUUUCUACCUGGAAAUCAAGUUUUCUACCUGGACAUCAAGUUUUCUACAUUGGCAUCAAGUUUUCUACCUGGACAUCAAGUUUUCUACUUGGACAUAUAGUUUUCUACCUGGACAUCAAGUUUUCUACUUGGACAUAUAGUUUUCUACCUGGACAUCAAGUUUUCUACUUGGACAUCAAGUUUUCUACAUUGACAUCAAGUUUUCUACCUGGACAUCAAGUUUUCUACAUUGGCAUCAAGUUUUCUACCUGGACUUCAAAUUUUCUACCUGGACAUCUAGUUUUCAUCUGGACAUCUAGUUUGUCUUUUGUUUUACGUCAAUGUAACUUCCGAUUUGAUUCCAGAAUGCCUGCGGCACAGGGACUAUGGGCAGUCUUUCAACAUUUCAAUUCCUCGUCGGUCAUCCUAUCUACACGUGUGUUUAUGAACAGGUGAAUCAGGAAACAGAAAGGUAAUGUUAAAAAGAUGAAAGUUCUGACUCAUAUGUCAGUCGUCGUUGCCUUGACAUGCGCAGUCCUAGCUGUUUGUGCCAAGCAAUGUGACAAAACAGAGGGCCGAGCUGUGCAGUGCAACACUGCUAAAGGCGGGAAAAGGUCAAAAAAUUCACCGAAACACUCGGCGCCCCAGUGGGAAACGAAACCGACAGAGAGCCACUUGGACAUAAGAGAGAACACUAACGUUGAUCUCUCGUGUGCUGUCCGAGGUCAGCCAGAGCCUGGGUUGUAUUGGCUGAACGGAAGAAAGCGGAUAGACUCCAAUAACACAAGCAAAUAUAGGUUAAAAGACGGACAUUUGAAAAUCUUUAAUGUCAAGUGGAUCGACGCUGGUCCAUACACUUGUGUGGCGGAGAACCAAUAUGGACAACUCAACUUUACGUUUGAGAUUAGAGUAUUAGAGAACAUGCCAUUAAAUGACAUUGCUGUGGUGGACCAGCCUGUGAAUCAAACAGCUCAACUUGGCGACACUGUUGUUUUUCAGUGUAACUCUGAUGACUAUCCAAAGCCAAAUAUCUCUUGGACACGCCAGAGAGAUGGUCAUCAUGGAUUGGAGGUUGUCCAUAGCAAUAAAGAGAAGAAACUUGUGAUUGAAAACGUGAAGAAAGAGGACCAGGGGCUGUACAUAUGUAACAUUGAGAACUCCAAGACACGGGUGGAGCUUGUAGGAUCACUGCGGGUCAUAGAGCCAGGUGAAAACUUGCCAUUUGAGCCCAAGUGUUCAAUGCAUCUGAAACGAGAGACUUACAUUGACCAUGCAACAGGCUGUAGGACAUCAGAAGCUGUUGAUUUAUAUUAUUGUAUGGGUACAUGCGGGCGGAGUUACUUUAUGCCAAAAAUAGUUGUUACAGAGAACCUUAGCAAAACCGAAAGGGCUGAUGAUGUCAUUGCGCAGACUUGUCAGUGCUGUAUUGGUAAACUAGAAACCAUGAAAAUAGUAGAGAUGGAGUGUCCAUUAAGACAGAAGAGUCUGGCCUAUAUACCAGUCUUACAUCGUUGUGAGUGUCAGCCUUGUGGAGGCAUAGACAGAAAACAAUCUAAAAAUGCCCAAGGUCAUCGUUCACUUCGAGUUGGUAAAACAAAAAAUAGAAAAAAGAAAAAAAAACCUCCCAUAAAAACUAAAAAGACUCGAAAUCCAAUUUCCUAAUUUAUCUUUGAUGUUAUAAAAAAGUUUUUUCUUUGCUGUACCCAGUUGUAAAAAGAAAAUCUGGUGUUAAAAAAAAAAACACAUCACCAACGGUCGAUUUGUUUCAAUACUUCACAAUUUUGGUUGGCAUCUUUUAGAAGUUUUAGCCCAAGUUACGACUAAUGAUUGAUAUAUUAACAUUUCUGCGAUAAAUGGUUGAUGGGAGGUUGACUUUUACAUAGGACUAGGAUGUAAAGUUUAAGAUAUUUAUUUUGUACAAUUUGUAGUUAUUCUUUUUUUUCUUAUUUGUCGCAGUUUUUUUUUGUUGUUGUCUGUGUGAUUGAGUCGAAUGCUAAUCGUUAUUUUGACACCAACUCAGCUGCAAUAGUUUUCUUAAAGUCUACCAGAGUUCUCGGAUCUUUACUUUUCCUCGUUGUUUGUCUACGAACAUUUAAGCAUCUUAUAGAGCUGCUCGUUGAAGUGUGGCAGCCCUGUCAACUACAGCUAUUUUGUGACACCUGGGUCAGCUUCAGUUUAGUGUGGUACCUCCACCAGCUAGAGUUUAUUAGUGUGGUACCUAUGUCAACUACAGCUAUUUUGUGGCACCUGGGUCAGCUUCAGUUUAGUGUGGUACCUCUACCAGCUAGAGUUUAUUAGUGUGGUAUCUAUGUCAACUACAGUUAUUUUGUGGCACCUGUGUCAGCUACAGUUUAGUGUGGUACCUCUACCAGCUAGAGUUUAUUAGUGUGGUACCUAUGUCAACUACAGUUAUUUUGUGGCACCUGUGUCAGCUUCAGUUUAGUGUGGUACCUCUACCAGCUAGAGUUUAUUAGUGUCGUACCUAUGUCAACUACAGUUAUUUUGUGGCACCUGUGUCAGCUACAGUUUAGUGUGGUACCUCUACCAGCUAGAGUUUAUUAGUGUCGUACCUAUGUCAACUACAGUUAUUUUGUGGCACCUGUGUCAGCUACAGUUUAGUGUGGUACCUCUACCAGCUAGAGUUUAUUAGUGUCGUACCUAUGUCAACUACAGUUAUUUUGUGGCACCUGAAUCAGCUACAGUUUAGUGUGGUACCUCUACCAGCUAGAGUUUAUUAGUGUCGUACCUAUGUCAACUACAGUUAUUUUGUGGCACCUGUGUCAGCUACAGUUUAGUGUGGUACCUAUGUCAACUACAUUUAUUUUGUGGCACCUGUGUCAGCUACAGUUUAGUGUGGUACCUCUACCAGCUACAGUUUAGUGUGGUACCUAUGCCAACUACAGUUAUUUUGUGGCACCUGUGUCAGCUACAGUUUAUUAGUGUGGUACCUAUGUCAACUACAGUUGCUUUGUGGCACCUGUGUCAGCGACAGUCUAGUGUGACACUUCUGUCAGCUACAUUUUUUUUAGUUCAAGUGUCAGUGUAAAUGUUAGUUGGUCUGUGAAAGUGAGCCUCGAGAACAGUUGUUCUUCAUGGCGCUUCAUUCUAACGUGACCGAAAAUUAAAUUUUUUUUUUCUUAAACAAAUCUUUUCUAUGAGAAAGAAAUUUAAAAUCAUUGCCACAUAUCUCAAUGCUGCAGGAUUAGACUCCCUUUUUCUAUAAAAAAAAUAAUUAAUUACCACUAACUGAUUACCUAACUGGUUAUCUUGAUCCAAGAAUGGGAAACAAGAAAGAAAAAGGUGUACAAAACGUAAUAAAGGGAAUAACUUCACAAAUACAGCCACGUGUCAAUAAGCAGCAUUUAUUUCUCUUUUUGAUACCAAGCGAAUAUUUAAUUACCAAUAAUUAAUUAACGAAUUGUUAUUAGUUGUUUUUUUAUUCAUGUUUUGUUAGGUACAACAUAUGAAUGUGUAAAGUUACCACUUGAUCCGAGAAAGGUUGUGGGAGAAAUAACGUAUACAAAACUUGUACCAGACAGACACAACGACAGAGUGAGUUCAUAUAAGCCUUGUACAAAGUGGAAUAUUAAAAGGGGAAAAAGAAAUAGGUAACUGUAACAUUGGUAGGUUCUCCGAAUCUUGUAGGCCUACAUCUAUAUGAUCUUAUCAAUUUGACCUAUCGCAAUCUUUAAUGUAUUAAUUUUCAACUCGUAAGCGAGGAUGAAGGUUUGAUCUUGUAGUGAGACUACGUACGUCCACAAUAAUAGGUAUUUAGAAUAAAUGUGAGAUUAUUAUUUGUUUUCAAUUGCAGAAAAUAAUAGGCCCUAAUGAUAGCAAUAAGUCCGCAGGAUCACAUACCUAGAUAUAUACUAUGGACUAUGUUAAGAUAUAUUUAGACUGGACAAUUAAGUCAAUGUUUGUAAAAACAAAAUGUUGGUAUCAAUGGUGAAAAACAAAAUGAACGCAAAUAAUUCCGCAAAAUCGCUCAAAACCUUAAUAAAAUGAGAAUUUUUUUGAGUUGUACAAUUUCCAUUUAGUGAAACUAAUCAUGCGAACUCUAUAUUCUUAAUGCUUCAAAACAAUAACUAUGGAUUUCAAUUUAACCCUAAAUUAGUGGCACUAGAAUUAGUUUCUUCGUUACUUCCAAACCAUUUUUUCCCCAUUCUUAUGACACACUUUUUAAUAUACAUUUUUUGGUGAGCUUCUGUAUCUCCACAUGCCACUGGCCAAAUAAGAACUAAAUCGAUGUUUAUUUAUUCAAUUAUCGGUUAUCUUAUACGUGACAAGUUUUCUUCAUAAAAACAAAAUAAUUGUUUCAUUGCCUAUCCAAGUGUUAAUCUAGUCGCGCAUGUGAACUAGAGACUUACAAUCUACUAAGUCAUUGGUGGCUGGUUCAGGUCAUUAACAUAACAGUCAAUCAGUACGAUGUAGAUUUGCUACAUGUUAAAAAUGGAUCAAGUUUUUGUUCUCAUGAAAAUAAAUGUCAUAAAAUAAUUUC
Molecule: messenger RNA, 4806 nt
Organism: Biomphalaria glabrata
Lineage: Eukaryota; Metazoa; Mollusca; Gastropoda; Planorbidae
Product: contactin-5-like
Exons: 11
Coding region: 795-1970 (391 amino acids)
Source: RefSeq, a predicted model, not a curated record